AUGUUCAGAGAACAUUUUUCAGACUUUGAGGUGAAAGACCUUUGGGGCGAUUUUCAUGCUUUCUGUACUGAGUAUAGGCACCUUGUACCCCUUGCUCUGCGGGAGGCACUUGAUGCAUUCUACUUGGCACGUAAGGCAUAUGGAGAGGCCAAAAAGCGUAUAGUUCGAUCAUGCCGCCUGAAUCAUAAAGCAGUGACUGCAGCGGAUCGGGAAGCUUGGCUCAAAGAGCACUGCAUCAUUAUAGAGGUGCAGAAAUGCCAAAAGCCUUAUCCACCUCUCCAGCAUUGGGUAGUGGAGAGCGGUGAGAUUGCAGAACUCUGGCAUGCACACUGUGUGGAUGGCAAGUUGCAUGACAAGCGUGGCAAGCACUACCCACUAUUCCGAGUCGAUGAGACAGAGCUGGUUGUCGCCCGUGCAGACCAAAGUGUCUUGUUCGUCGACAAGGAUAGUAGGGAGCUUGUCGCUUUUGUUAUUCGCAACUGGUGUCCAGAGGCAGGAAUAGUCGACAGUGUCAAUGCAGUCGUCCAUAAUGCUGCAGCAUAUAAGAAGAACGUUCGGCUGGACGAUCCUGGCUUUAUGUCACAUGCAGGCUACACUGCUGGAUCGCGAUCACAGCCAGGCUUCGACUGGGCCCGCAACCUCUCUCCAAAGCUUGCCAAAGACUCUGCCUUCGUCCGGUCGAUGCGCUACCAAGAAAGCUCUAUCUGUGCCUUCCUAUGGAAUAUGGCCAAAGGUACUCUCCCUGCAGAGGUUAUCAAGUCAUACGACGACUUUCUGCACUCUCAUCAUAUGGCUCGAAUGGGCUGUGGCGAUGGCGACUUCCGAAAGGUCGGAGAGUACAUGGUCAAAGACAGCAGUGUUCCUCCUGAUGCACCUUACCCCUCGACUUUCACCUUUCAGGCUGUGGAGCGCUCACCUCCAUCAGCCCUGUUUUCUGUCAACUAUGCAAGCUAUUUACUCAAAUAUACUAGGCGCAUUCAUUGGGAAGGGUCCCCGCACAAGUGGUUGUUUUCUUGGACACUUAAGCGGCACUAUGGACCUGAAUCAGGUGGCAACUUCUAUAUCCCAGAGCAUAAGAUCAAAAUUGAAGGUGCCUCAAACUCUUGUGUAGGCUGGUGGCCUGGCAAGCCUCAUGGCACUAGCCUUCGUGCAUGUGGACCACAGGAACAACUUGCUACUCUCUAUGAAGUUGGGCUGUCCUUUGUUACAUCCUCCCGUCUUCCUAAGCAGUGGACAUGCUAUACUGCCUCCAACUUUAAUGAGAAGGAGCGGGACCAGAUUAUGAAGGAGCUUGGAGACCAGUUUGAUACAGAUGUAGAGGCUGAUGUAUAG
Messenger RNA from Dichomitus squalens LYAD-421 SS1, 1332 nucleotides. RefSeq lists its product as uncharacterized. Bases 1 to 1332 code for a protein of 443 amino acids. Lineage: Eukaryota; Fungi; Basidiomycota; Agaricomycetes; Polyporales; Polyporaceae. The record is from RefSeq and is a predicted model, not a curated record. The transcript has 4 exons.